AUGCACCGGAUGAAGUCACUUGUUCAUCGUGAGCCGAGGGAGCCCAAGAAAUCUGAAUCUUCCAUCGAGCGAGAGCGAUCGACAAGGAAAUCGAAUGCAGUCCUAGCCGGACAAGGAUCUCACUUGGCUGAUCUGCGAUCAGAUUGGGAAUCAGAAAAAGUUCAACCUCGCUAUCCCGAUGAAGAGGCGGCUUUCUCAAGCCGUUCAUCAUCUCCUGAACUGCGCCACCGUCGCAUUGAUUCUGGUGUUGCGGGACUGGAAUUGUCACAACAAAAGAACAAAGAGUCCGCCAAUGGACGACCAACUGGUUCGACUGCGACAGCAAGCACUAGAGAACAAAAUGUUCCAAUGCGCGAUGACAACCAAAGAAACCAGGGCAGAUUCCCAGUGUCGAUGCGCUCUGGUGAUGUCUCCUCUGGGCAAAAGCAGCAAUCAGCGCAACGUAAAGUCGGAGAAGCAGCAGCUUUUGCGGCAGCAACUGCCUACUUUCACCGCAGACCAAAUGAGCCUGUAGAAGUCAUGAGAUCUGGCGAAGCUAUACAUCGUUUGCAUAAAUCUAAAGAGCCUCCGCCCAUGUCUGCUUGGGGAAAAGCCAGAGAGUGCCGCCCUCUUGCGCACGACCCGCUGGCUGGAGUACCACGGAGGGAUUCCAGCACGCUGGGUAGUUUUGAAAGCCCUGACCCCACACCUUCCACAGAACAAAAAAGCGCACCACAGCGUGCUGCUCAAACUGAGCCUGCCGCUGCAGACACUGCACUAAUUGAGGAAUCUGGAUUUAGGCCCGAAGGCUAUUCUGGAACGAUGCAAGAACCAGAUAGGCGCGAAUAUGAGGGAGAGUAUGAAAACCCUUCUGGCCCCGACGCUCCCAUGGAUGAGAAGGGAUAUGACAAACCCGUUAGUGGCGGCCCAGGGAAGGCCCUAGAAACUCCCAUGCAAGAGAAGCAAAAUGAGGGACUCAGCAACGAUGGCCAAUGGCUGCGCCAAGAGGACCCUACUGUUCAAUCUCCCCGACUUACCCAUGUGACUACUUCCGAACAUGAACCUGAGGAAAUUGCAGCCCGCGAAGAAGCAACACGCCGCGCAGUUGUGGAAGAGGCAGCGGCUAGAAGAAAGGCAGCCGAGGAAGUUGCUGCGAGGGAAGCAGUUAGUAGAGAAGCUGCUACUAAAGAAAACAUUGCCAGAGAGACUGCCCAGGGAGAGGUCUCAGCCAUGGAAGAUGCGAUACGGGAGGCAUAUGCUAAUGAAAACGUGGCGAGGGAAUCAGCAUCUGCGGAAAUAUCUAUGCUGGAGGAGGAAACCUGGCAAGCAAUGGCAAGAGAAACUGCUGCUCGUGAAGCUGCAAUCGCGUCGAUACAGUCCGCAGAAAUUGACACCAGAGAAGCAAUUGAAAGAGAAGCACUCAUGAAACAAAAAGCGGCAGAAGAAAUAGCAACUAGGGAGGCAGUCACCAGUGAAGCCGUUGCCAGUGAAGUCGCCGCACGUGAGGCUGCUAAUAGGGAGACCGCUAUCAAGCAAGCCAACACACGAGAGGUAGCAGCUGAAGAAGUAGCCGCUAGAGAAGCGCUGCGGGCGGGUGGCUUCGAUGAAGCCGUCGCUAGAGAUGCUGCACUCAGAGAAGUCGCGGCAGAGGAAACCACCGCGAUGCAGGCUGAAGGUAGAGCCUCCAUGCCGCAAGAGCCUGGCUCCCGAGGCAUACACGUUUAUGAAACUGGUCCUGGACCCGUCACUACAGGCGGAGCAUUUGCUGAAGAACCUCGCAAAGAACAAAUUAUGACUUGUGGUGCAGCGCCAUGUGCUCAGCCUGCUGAUAUAGGUGUCUCUUCAGCUCCCACAGCUCAACCAGUUACUCAAACCUCUCAUGCGGAACAAGACCCAGGAGCGCACGCUCAGGAGCAGCGACAGGAUGGAGUGGAGCCUGAGGGAAGGGGGUCUUUCAAAGAGGAGAAGGAGCUUAGGAAACAGAUAAGCAAGGAAGAAAAGGCAAUACUCAAAGAGAGGAACAAGAUGGAAAAGAAACUCGACAGGGAAAGAGCUAAAGAAAAAAAGACCCACCAGGCGCAACUGAAGAAGGAAGAAAGGGCCAACAGGCAGCGACAGAAGUUAGAGAAGAAGCAGGAAAAAGAAGCUAAGAGGCAGGAGGAGAUGAGGAACAGAUCUGCGACCGCGGAUGGGAGCCAGAGAGAGGAUAGACUUCUGGCCAAGAUACGUCGCUUAUGGAGGAGCGAAAAGCAAUGA
Messenger RNA from Histoplasma mississippiense, 2235 nucleotides. RefSeq lists its product with no specific name. The coding region runs from base 1 to 2235 and encodes 744 amino acids. The transcript has 3 exons. The record is from RefSeq and is a predicted model, not a curated record. NCBI's taxonomy places the organism in Eukaryota, Fungi, Ascomycota, Eurotiomycetes, Onygenales, Ajellomycetaceae.